GCUAAAAAUUUAACGUAUAAUGAAAUAUACAUAUGGAAGGGAUACUUUGGUACAUUUUUAGUAUAAAUACCACGUAUCUAGUCAUUUAAUCAUCAGUUAUUUUCUGUACACAGUCGUCGAAUAAUUUGACACAAAACCUAUAACAACACUAAAAUGGCCGCUAAGUUCAUCAUCUUCGCCGCUUGCGUGGCUACCGCUCUCGCCCAAUACUCCGCCCCGGCUUACAAACCAGCUUACUCUGCACCCGCUUACUCCGCACCAAAGGCCUACGCCCCAGAGCCCACAUACGCACCAACACCCUACAACUUCGAAUACAGCGUAAACGACCCACACACCUACGAUGUGCACAGCCAAUCCGAAUACAGCGACGGAAACGGUUACGUCAAAGGAACCUACAGCCUCGUCGAAGCCGACGGAUCCAUCCGUACCGUCGAAUACACCGCUGACGACUACAACGGUUUCAACGCCGUCGUCAAGAACGAAGGUGGAUACAAAGCUCCAUCAUACUCCGCACCAGCCUACAAGCCAGCUUACUCCGCCCCAGCAUACUCUGCACCAGCUUACUCCGCACCAGCAUACUCAGCACCGGCCUACAAACCAGCUUACAAACCAGCAUACUAAUUUGUUUAGUCGUGUUUAAACCAACUCUCUUCUUCACUUUUUUCUUUGUGCCAUCGCGAUCAUAUUGAACCGUGGUUUCAAACUCAUACCAUGUCGUAUUAAUAUGAAAAUUAGUUGAUACGACUUAUGUAUUUAUUCUGUAAAUAAAUAUAACGAUGUAUAUUUAUUGAACA
This is a messenger RNA of Aphis gossypii (cotton aphid), 794 nucleotides long. RefSeq names its product cuticle protein 7-like. Bases 154 to 621 code for a protein of 155 amino acids. Gene Ontology annotation, cellular component: extracellular matrix. NCBI's taxonomy places the organism in Eukaryota, Metazoa, Arthropoda, Insecta, Hemiptera, Aphididae. The transcript is spliced from 2 exons. The record is from RefSeq and is a predicted model, not a curated record.